AUGUCUAACAAUCCCAUCCCCCAUCAAGAAACCGCGGGCACCCCUUCUUCAGCGCCUACACCUACACCCAUCACGACACCCAACGUUUCGUCCUCGAAAAAGGCUCUUGGCAUCCACCAUGGCGUGCCGAACAACGCGUCCUGCUCACCCGCCCCAGGUUCCUCUACCGCUAACGCAUUGCCCAACACACCAACCCCGCUGGACUUCGAAGCACUUGUCGCAAAAUUGUUGGAUCCCAACAGCGAUGUCAAAUUGAAAGUUCAUCUUAUUACCGAGCUCCGAGAAAUGAUCGAUCUUUGCUCGAAAGACGUGGAAUUCACAAAACACCUUGAUGUGAUCAUUUCAGCGGUGGUUGAAAUUUUAUCAAGCAGCCGUCCAGUCUUUAUGACAUCGACUUGGGAUUAUAAAUAUCGACUUCUUCUCCUUGAUAUUUUGUGUCGGGUCCCUGCGCACGAAGCGAUGAAAACAAACGCGUUGAAAGUGAUGAAUAUGCUGAUUGACAUUAUCCGAAACGACAACGAGGAAUCCGUGAUGAUUUCUUUCAAGCUUGUGGUUGAUCUCUACCGAUCAUUCAAAGUGAUUUUAGAGCCAACGGUCGCCCCAUUCUUUCAAACAAUUUUGGAAAUGUAUGAUCUCGUGCCAGCUACGACGGAAGAAAUUUUUGGUGAUAUCAAGACGGACAAAAAUCAACAAGAUGGCAUACCACUCCCCUCUGAUGGCUCUACUCAGCUCACUCCCGAUGCAAACAAAGCGACACUUGACAGCGGCAAAUCCAACCUGAUGCGGAGAACCGCAAGUGGGAACCCGAACGUUUCGGGAACCGCCUCCCUGACUGGAUCCGAUUCUAAUUUAACUGAAGCGAUCAGGGGUAUGAAAUCGUUCAGAGUUCUGCAGGAAUGUCCUGUGGCUGUAGUCUUCUUGUUCCAAACCUACAAAGCUACUGUGCAGCCCAGUCUGCCGGCUUGCUUGCCCAUUAUCGUUAAGUUUCUGAGAACAUCUCCUGCCCCUCAAGUACUUUGGCAUGGAAUCAUUGCUGAACGUCGCCAAGGUCCCUUUAUGGGCGUCGCGCCGACUAUUACUAAAGCCGGCAAACGGGGUCAACAUACUGAGCUGAUGAUCGCUCAGGUCAAGGUUAUGUCUUUCAUAGCGUAUGUCAUCAGAGCUCAGUCACACCUGGUACAGCCCUUCGGAACCGAGAUCCCACCGAUAGUUAUUCGCAUACUGAAGGACAUCCCACCGGAGUCAUCGCUCUCUCGCCGAGAACUCAUUGUCGCCUUGCGCCACAUCCUCGGUACCGAGUUUCGCUCGGUGUUUAUUCCAUUUCUGAAUGACCUGCUAAACUUCCGAAUAUUCAUGGGAACCGGGAUCACUUCAUUUGAGACCCUGCGAAAUUUGGUAUACAACACUUACACCGACCUCCUACAAAACAUCAAGGCAGACCUACAAGGAAACCACAUCGUAGCGAUCUUGAUGAAUUUCGCCGAAGCAUUGAACGAUCCGAUUGCCUCAACUAGUACUCAAGCCAUGGCCGGAAAGGUUAUCUAUAGUCUUGUCGAUUUGGUUGGUUCACAUCGGCUGGAAAAGCAUGAAGCCAUUAGAAUGGCUCGAUGGUUAAUGGAAACCUUUGUCCGGAAGAUAGAGGCACUGGCCGACAAUCGAGCUUACCAUAUCAAACAACAAGCUGAUAUUCAAGAAAGAUUACAGAGCAGCUCGAACCGCCUGAAAGAAGCGGGACCUAAGGAUAAGGGCAAAGGAAAACAAGCCGAUAUACCUAGCUCAUCCGAUCCUCGAACUGCAUCUCGCACCAUCAGUGCUGGGCUAGUCCAGCCUGUUCGAACUGCAGAAGAGGCGGAAGACAUUCUUAUUGAGCGAGGAAAGAUUCUUGGCGGCGUCGCUGUCGUCCUUGAGCCACCACUCGAGAAUUCCAAGGAUCCGCUUUACGGCCGCCGCGGGCUCAUUCGGUCUUGCGUCACAAGCUUCCAAAUUUUGGUUGGUAACUUGAGGAAGAUGGAUGUUCAAGCCUUACCAGACGCGAUGAUCUUGGGUCGAUUGCUGACAGCGACGAUACGGUGUUUCGGAAUCUACGAGCACCGUCGGGACGGAAGAGAAAUGAAGGAGAUUGUGGACUCUUUUGUCUGCAUGUUCACUCAAGCCGAUCUAGUUCUAUUCAGCGAAACGUUUGAGCCGUGCAUGCCGCUACUGAUGCAAGAAUUGCGGCUAAAUCCAGAAUUGCUAGCAUUUCCGCAAUAUUUCUUGGGCAAUUCAGUUCUAUGCAAGGUAACCAUUGGGAUCACUUUACGGCACACAAUGAAGCACCUCCAUCAGCUUGGAAAAGACAAACACUCAGGAGUCAUCGUGAAACUUCUCAAGAUGUGCUUCUUGGCUGUCAACGUGUUCCCAGAUGUCGAAACAACCUUGCAACCUCACAUAAGUCGCUUGAUCAUGGAUUCUCUCCGAUUCGCCUCCUUCUCAAAUGAACCUGGACAAUAUUAUUCUGUGCUAAGAGCGUUGUUUAGGGCUAUCGGUGGCGGUCGAUUCGAAUUAUUGUACAAAGAAAUCUUACCACUGAUCCAAGUUUUACUCGAAGAGUUAAACGCCCUCCUUAAUGCGGCCACCGAUCCCAAAGACAAGGAGCUGUUUGCUGAGCUAUGUCUGACAGUGCCCGUUCGGCUGAGCGUGCUCUUACCCUACCUUACCUACUUGAUGCGACCUCUAGUAGUUGCCUUACAAGCCAUCCCUGAUCUCGUUGCGCAAGGAUUACGAACGUUGGAAUUAUGCGUCGACAACCUAACCCAGGAAUUCUUUACUCCAUUGAUGGCACCGGUCGUCCAUGAUGUGAUGACAUCUUUGUGGAAAUUGUUGAAGCCUCUUCCUUACAACUCUAGUCACGCGUCUUCAGCUUUGCGGAUUCUAGGAAAGCUAGGCGGCCGUAACCGGAAAGUCUUGCAACCAAAAGCGCUUGAGUGGAAGCACGUUGAUGUCCAAGCCUGCUACCUGCCAAUUAGGUUGGAUGGUCAUCAGAGAAGCCUUUGCCUUCCUCCACUGGUUCAGUUGGCGUCUCGGCUGAUGCAACGUGGGGAUAUCCAUUACAGAAAGAAUGGUUUUGGAUUUUUGAAAAACAUCACGCCCGUCUUUUUAUCCAUGGGAUACGGACAAGGUGAACGAGAAGAAACAUUCUCAGUUCUGCUGAAAGGGUUAUUUGAUGCCACUAGAGUGACAGAAUUCUCUGCAGAUGCCGAAGCUCAUCUGUCAUCUCUUUUCGAACACGUCUUCAUCACGGAAAUCUGGCAAGAACCGGGCCUCAAUCCUGAUCAAGCGCGUUAUUCGCUUUCGCUAACCAAUACGAUCAUUGACGCCUUAAUCGAUAACCUCACCGUUGCCACAGAUCAAAAUCACCUCGAGGCUGCCUCUCGCUUCACCCUGGAAGUUUUCCAAAAGCUCUUCCAACGCGCGAAAACCUCACCCCCACCGAAAGAAGAGAUACUGACCUUCGCCAAACGAACGCUGUGUAUGAAAGCUAGCUCUUCCUGCUACGAUCAUUCAUGGCCUCAUGCCCCAUCCGCGACGGAAAUGAUUCUGCAGGGGCCAACAGAUACGUUUCUGAAGCUCUUGAGGAUAUGUCACAGCCCGCCCGAGACGCCCACUCCACGCGAGAUGACUGGGACGUUAAAUUAUCUUGUCGGACUAUUAAUCAUCGAACUGUGUAGCCAGACCAGCGGAGUUCGGCGGGUGGCCCAAUUAGCCCUCCAGCUAAUCAGUGAACGAACUCAGAAACCGAUGCAUGAACUUCUAAUGCCAGCCCGAGAACGAUUGUCACCGAUUUUUGGAAAACCUUUACGAGCUCUGGCAUUCCCUAUGCAGAUCGGGCACCUCGAUGCCUUAACAUUUUGCGUUCGAUUGGAUCCUCCAUUGUUUGAUUACAGCGAUCAGAUGAUGAGAAUAUUGCAAGAGGCCCUUGGAAUCGCCGAUGCGGAUGAUGUAGCAUUAACCGGAAGGACAAACCAAGUCAAGACAGCCAAAGCCCUUAUCGAAUUGCGAGUGGUUUGCUUGAGGUUUUUGGCGGCUACUUUACGACUACCCGAGAUGCGUCAACAAUCAACCACCAAAGCGAAAAUUCUUUCGGUUUAUUUCCAAUCAUUGUAUGCGAAAAACAUCGAGGUUGUCAAUGCAGCGCACGCAAGCUUGAAAGAACUACUUGCUAACGGGGGAAGCCGAUUGCCCAAAGAUCUAUUGCAGACCGGGCUGCGACCAGUUUUGAACAAUCUCUCUGAUCACAAGAAACUGACGCUUCCUAGCUUGCAGGGUCUCGCACGCUUAGUAGAGUUGCUCACCAACUAUUUCAAAGUGGAGAUUGGAUCCAAACUAUUAGAUCAUUUCCGGCUACUCUCAGAUCCUCAAACACUUGCUACGGCUGCCUUGUCUUCGUCCCAGGAAAGUGGUGUUCUAGAAAUCAUGGCGGGAGUCGUGAACAUAUUUCAUUUGCUAUCUAGCCCGGCUGCUGGCGUUUACCUGCGUGAUAUGAUCGCAUACGUGGUGCACGUCGAGACAAUACUGAAAAAAGUCACUCCUAGCCCAUUCACCAAGCCACUGUCUCUUUACAUCGAUCUUUAUCCCGAGGCAGCUACCGGCUACUUUUUUACCCGGCUGGAUGAUGAAAGGCAUCUGAACACUUUAAAAUGGGUCUUACUCAGCGAUCACUCGGAACAGUUCAGAAAUUACUUGAGGCUAUGUGCUCAAGACUGGCUCAAGCAAAGCUAUUCCUCUAGCGCAACUUACGGCCUGCAUGGCACGAUCGUUCUGCAGCAGUUAGUCGCUAAAGAUCCCAAAUCGAUUGCCAUUGAUUCAGAAAUCAUGCACAUCAUCAGUCAGAGAUGGGUAUCUGACGAGAGGAAAUCACGACUGGGCCUUGGAAUUGGCGAUGACCGUUUUGCUCAACUUCGCGAGGACGUAAUUGCUGUCGAAAUCAUGAUGACCUGCAUCAAGACCCACCCCCUCGGGAAUAUUGAUUUUUUGUUUCAUUUGGCUGAUGUCUUGGAUGCCAAUAGAAUCAUCGAGUACAGUCAUGUUGCCCGAUUUUACAAUGAGCAAGUCCUCAAAAGCACGGAUGUCACUUACAAAUCGGCUGUCCUGGCGCGCUUUCUCAUUAUCGUCAAUAAUCACCAAAUUCCUCCUCAGCAGAAAGCUGCCAUCUUACGGCACCUGAUCAAUCCUCUCCUGUUGGUUGCCUUUGAACGAGGGGAAAGAGAAAAUGACAUUGUUGAUACUGAAUACAUUAACAAGGUUCAUCUCGUUAUCUGGAGUGCAUUCAUCCCGAAUACCAACGUGAAGCCAUUUGCAUCAGAUGAUAGAUUAGAUGUUGAAUUGUUACACAUGGCUAGUUUGAUCGUACAAUAUCGGCCCAAUUUAGUCGCCGACCAGAGGAAAGAGAUUAUCAAAUUUGGUUGGUACUUCUUGAGCUUAAGGGACGACUUAACGGUCAAAAACGCGGCAUACAUUUUGAUCUCUCGUUUCAUCGCGGCCUAUGAUUCUCCAACGAAGAUCGUCAGUCAAAUUCUAAACGCUCUACUCAAGCUACAUAGCACAGAAGCCAAACACCUGGCGCAAAAAGCCUUGGACAUCUUACUUCCGGUCAUACCCAAAAGAUAUAAGGAUAAUCCAUCAGAAUGGAUUCGACUAAUGAAGCGCACGCUGAGCGAAGAGGGGCAAAAUCUAUCAUUCUUGUAUAAUUUCUACUCAGCAGUCGUUCGAAACCCUGAGCCUUUCUUUGCCCACCGAGAUGUUUUUAUCCCUUACAUCUCUGCUGCGCUUCCCCGAAUGACCGCCAGUGGAAGCUCGAAUCCUGAAAUGCGAAGCCUCGUUGUGGACUUGGUUGAACUCGUUGUUCGAUGGGAGCAGCAGCGCGUUGAAGUGACCAGCAAAGAGGCGACCAAUCAAGAUGCUGAAGCUACCAGUCGUACUCCAAGUCCAGAACCGGAGCACUCUUCUCCUGCCAAGCGAAUCAAAUUAGAUCAACCCAGUACGCCUGUUCCAUCCGCCACCGGAUCCGAAAUAGCACUAGGAGGGUACAUCGUCCCUUACCCGAUCAGAGACGCGAUUGUCAGCGUACUUAUUCGAGUCAUUACCUAUCCUAAUGAGCCAACCUCAAAGAACCCGCCGAUCGUUAAAGCACUCUCAUCAAUGAGGUUAAUUUUGACCAAAGUUUGGCCUGAGGUGGAGGUAAAAGUAAACUAUUUCCAGCGUGCUCUGUCUGCCGAAAUCACGGAAGGAAACAUUGGGGUUGUCUGUAAUACCGCCGAACUUCUAAAUAUUGUCCUAGAGAACAAGUCAGAUGAAUGGCUCUUGGACAAUUUGAGCUUGGUCCAAACUCUAGUGGAGAAAGGUGUCAGUUUCAAGUCUGAAGAUUUAUUCAAGGUUCAGCGGCCGCUACUGCAUAGAAUAUUCAGUGUUUUACCUGUCGACGAUCAAUCUACUUCAGAUCAAGAUGAAAAGAAGGAGAAGACUGGCGCCGCGGUUACUGCUUUUGAGCAGUGGGUCAACUCGACAAUCAAGGAAGGACUGAAAGAGCCUCGCAUUCAUGAAAAUUUUCGUUCGGCGCUGGCAUUGCUGCAGGCUUUUGAUCGAGCCCAACCUUCGAAAGUGGAUGUUUUUAUCCCUGACAUCGUUCGCAACUUCACCCGCGCCAUGCGCGAUCAUUUAGCAGCCACUCAAACAGAUCGCAAUCCUACGACACCCGAGCAAGCCAAGAUUCUCCUUGAGCAAACCAAGACUCUCCUUGAAAGCACCAGGCAAAUCCUUGAAGGCUUAUGUGACUUGAUGAAGACCCGGGUGGCAGCAAUGGGAGAACAGCGGCUGCAUCUUUUGACCGGGCUUGUUCAACUGGUCGAGAAGUCUCCCCACGUGGAGCUGUGCCGUUACAUUCUAGGCGUUCAGCGAAAAUGGAUUGAAGAUAAGGAUCCGUUGCCGACGUCUAGAGAAAAGGCAACGAUACUGGUCAAGAUGAUGAGCUAUGAGCUGAAGGGUAAUGAAGAGUUACUGAAUGAGUAUCUGAAGUUAAUCUUAGAUAUUUAUUUAUCGAGCAGCUACUCAAGAUCUGAAUUUACCAUGAAACUCGAACCAGCCUUUCUCUUGGGCUGUCGCAGUCGGGUCCCAGAAAUAAGGACGAACUUCAUGGCGGUCUUCGAUGAUAGCAUUCGACCAGAGCCUUUCGCCCGAUUGCAGUACUUGAUUGGAGUCCAGAAUUGGGAACCAUUGGCCGAUAUCAAUUGGAUCCAUCACGCAUUGGAUAUCUUUCUGGGCUCGGUUGAAAUGAAUGAUCCAGUUUUGAUCGAAGGUAGACUCCCCUAUCCGCUGCCGAACUCGUCCGAUUUUUUGAAUUGGGCUGAAUCAGUCAAAAUCAGCAAUGUCAUCAGUUCUGCCCGGCAACUGCUCUAUGCAGAUCCAGCUGAAACCGAGAAGAUUUGGGUGUCCCUGUUUCAGGCCGCUUGGACGACAUUUUCUAAGCGGGAGCAAGCUGAUUUGACAAGAUACUUGAUCCAUUUGUUUUCAAAAGAAUAUAUGAUGAAAGCUGUUGAUCGCAGACCCAAUGUAGUCCAAAUCAUCUUAUCCGGUGUCAGAGGCUGCAAUCCAACGGUCGUCCUACCUCCCCAUUUGGUCAGAUAUCUAGGUAAAACCUAUGCUGCUUGGUACACCGCAAUCGAAAAUCUGCAGCAAGUUUUGGACGAAGUGGUCGAUUUCAAUCAAGAAACUCAGACCAACAGCCACAAUGACAACCGGCAUCAUCCUGAGAGCAGUCGCGAAGUCGCCGCUGAAGCUCUAGCUCAGUUGUAUGCCGAGUUGGGUGAAACUGACAUCUUCCAUGGUCAAUGGAGGCGCAAAAGUCUAUGCAUCGAGACGAAUGCUGCGAUGUCAUACGAGCAAAUUGGGGAAUGGGGAGCAGCUGAACAAGCAUAUGAGAUGGCUCAGGAAAAAGCCAGAGCAAAUUUGCUCCCUUUCGGUCAAGGCGAAUAUAAUCUUUGGGAAGAUCAUUGGGUUCUAUGCGCGUCAAAACUCCAGCAAUGGGAGCUCUUAAGCGAAUUGGCGAGGGCUGAACACAAUAGUGAAUUGUUACUCGAAUGUCAGUGGAGACAGGCUGACUGGUCUACCGAGCAUGAAAGUAUCGGACUUGCCAUUGGAAAUCUUCCUUCACAAAGCAUACGAAGGAUCACCUUUCAAGCUUACCACACGCUGCUCAAGAGUCAUAUGGGGUUGCUUCCCGAUGAGAGCCGUCCGGAAUUCACUCGACUGGUUGAUGAAGGCAUUCAAUUGUGUCUUCACCAAUGGUUUCGACUACCCGAAAUUGUUACCGAGUCACAUAUUCCUUUGCUGCAAGCAUUCCAGCAGUUCGUUGAACUUCAAGAAGCUUCGCAGAUCUUCGACAGUCUGAUAUCAACCACAAGUCAAAAUAUUGAGGCAAGGUCGGCCGACUUGAAACACGUAUUACAAACUUGGAGGGAGCGAUUACCGAAUCAAUGGGACGAUAUCAACGUAUGGAGUGACCUUGUUUCUUGGAGGCAACACGUUUUCGCAGCCAUCAACAGAACUUAUAUACCAUUGAUUCAAUCGAACCUCGGCGCCAACACCCAGUCGUUUGCGUAUCGAGGACAUCACGAGACCGCGUGGAUUGUCAAUCGGUUUGCUCGCAUAGCUCGAAAGCAUGGUUUAUUUCAAGUGUGCAAGGACGCCUUAACAAGAAUUUACACACUGCCGAAUAUCGAGAUUGCAGAAGCUUUCCUAAAGCUAUGCCAACAAGCAAAAGUUCAUUUCGAACACCCUGACGACUUUGGUGUUGGAUUCCAGACUAUCAGCCAUACGAACUUGAUGUAUUUUGGACCCACCCAGAAGUCUGAGUUUCACACGCUCAAAGCCAUGUUUUUGGCAAAGUUAAAUCUCCACGAGGAAGCUUCCCAAAUUUUCAAUCAAGCUGUCAGCACCGACUUCCAGCAUCCCAAGGCUUGGGCUCAAUGGGGUGUUUACCAAGACAAGCUCUUUGAAAAGUCUCCUGAAGAUCUACAACUCGCAGCUGGAGCGGUGAACUGCUAUCUGCAAGCGGCUGGUCUGUACAAAAACGGCAAAGCUCGCAAGCUGUUGAUCCGAAUAUUGUGGCUGCUUGGAAUGGAUGACGCAAGUGGGACGAUUGGUCGAGCAUUUGACGGCUUUAAAGGAGACCUCUCGAUUUGGAAUUGGACUUAUUUCAUCCCACAACUGCUUUGUUGUCUUUCUGCUCCCCGUGAAGCACGUUAUGCCAAGGCGCUGUUGACCAAAAUAGCUAAAUCGUUUCCACAAUCUCUUUUCUUUUAUCUGAGAACGACAAUUGAAGAACUUUACCCGCAAAAGCAAAGAGCAUACAACGCUGGCCACAGGAGUGGUGGCGUCUCUCUCAACAAUUCAACAAAUCACGAGAACAAUACCUCUCAGCCUCAGCCCACAUCGAUUCAGCAAGGGGUACCUCCCAACACAAGUGCAAACCCUACCCAGACUGCCGUAACCCUACCAAACCAUCCUCCUCAAAAUAGCGCGUCGCCUUUACCACUGCCAUUCGAACACGCGGACGAAAUCAUGAGCACCUUGAAAACACAGUUCCCUCUCAUGGCUUUGUCGAUGGAGAUGUUGGUAGACCAGCUUUAUCAACGGUUCAAGGCUCCACCUGAAGAAGAUGUCUAUCGAUUGAUCAGUGCUUUAUUACAAGAAGCCCUCUUGUUCUAUAUCCAAAGAGCAGGCAAUCCCAACGAUGAUUUACAACUAUCUGAUGCUGUCAAAAACAAUUUGGCUAGAUUCUCGGAAAACUUGAGCCAACUGCCAAUGCAACCGCAUUUCCAUCGAGAUUUUGUCGAAAGUCCGCAUAACUUGAGAACAUACGUGAAUAAACUGCAAGAAUGGCGACUAAAAUAUGAGAAAAAUAUCGAAAGGAAACUCAGAAAAUCGAACCUAGAAAAUGCAAGUCAUUGGAUGAUCGAAUUCCAAUACCAAAAGUUCGAUGAUAUAGAAAUUCCUGGACAGUACUUGAAGAGAUUCGAUGAUGAUAAUAAUGCGCACUUCGUCAAACUCGUGCGAUUCUCGACGGUAUACGGCUAUCAUCGGCAGAAGGAACAUUGGUUUCGCAGGAUAACCAUGAUCGGACAUGACGCCAGUCAACACUCAUUUGUCAUUCAGAUGCCAGUACCGAGAUCUAGUCGAAGAGAAGAAAGGAUCAUGCAACUCUUCAGAAUGUUAAACUGUACACUUUCACGUCGAAGAGAAACUCGCGCGAAAGACGUGUCUUUUACAAUACCAGCUGUGAUCCCUCUCGCCACGAACAUCAGAAUUAUGGAGAGCAAUGUAGCUUAUUGUACACUGCAAGAAAUAUUCGAAUCCUACUGCCAAGAAUCUGGGAUGUCGAGAGACGACCCUUUGAUCGCUUACGCUGAGAGGUUGAGAACCUUUGGGUUUGAGGGCACAGAGGAUGUUAAUUCGCUGAGUACCAAACUUGAGAUUGGCGAGGAAAUCACAGCAAAACUUAUGCCAGAUUCUAUCUUGAAAAACUAUUUCUUCAGGAGUAUGAAAACUGCUGGGGAUUUAUGGCUUUUCAGAAAGAGAAUGACGAUUCAAUAUGCCAGUUUUAUCUUCAUAUCAUAUAUUUUCAGUCUCAGUUUGCGAACUCCCCACCGGAUAGCAUUUGAUCGCUCUUCUGGCGCAAUUUUCACGACCGACAUGUUUCCGUCUGUUUUGUCUAACAAACCGGAGUUUGGGCAUACUGAAGCUGUACCAUUCCGCUUCACCCCAAACAUCCAGCAAUUCUUGACAAGACAGAAUAUUGAAGGUCUUCUGACAGCCUCUUUAAUGGCUAUUGGGCAAGCUUUGGUACAGCGCGAAAAUGAAUUGGAGCAUAACUUGUCGAUCUUUGUAAGGGAUGACGUGAUGAGCUGGAAUCAUAUCGCGCUGGCCAAAUCAAUGAACGAGGAUUUUAACAUCAAUGAAAUCAUAUCAAAAAAUAUACAAUUGAUCGUCAAAAAGUCUAAAUUACUAGCCUGUGAAAUGGAAAAAAAGAAUAUUGAUCCUGCUAAUCCUCAACCCGUCUGCCAAUCAAUAAUUGAGUUGAUUAAUUUAGCCAGUAGCCUACCCAAAUUGUAUUCCAUGGAUCCUGCCUGGAUGCCAUGGUUAUAA
This is a messenger RNA of Puccinia triticina, 11178 nucleotides long. RefSeq lists its product as uncharacterized. Lineage: Eukaryota; Fungi; Basidiomycota; Pucciniomycetes; Pucciniales; Pucciniaceae. The coding region runs from base 1 to 11178 and encodes 3725 amino acids. Gene Ontology annotation, cellular component: nucleus; SAGA complex; NuA4 histone acetyltransferase complex. The transcript has 21 exons. Gene Ontology annotation, biological process: regulation of DNA-templated transcription; DNA repair. The record is from RefSeq and is a predicted model, not a curated record. Gene Ontology annotation, molecular function: transcription coregulator activity; protein binding.